Molecule: messenger RNA, 2432 nt
Organism: Papaver somniferum (opium poppy)
Lineage: Eukaryota; Viridiplantae; Streptophyta; Magnoliopsida; Ranunculales; Papaveraceae
Product: pentatricopeptide repeat-containing protein At1g77170, mitochondrial-like
Exons: 2
Coding region: 31-1440 (469 amino acids)
Biological process (GO): RNA modification
Molecular function (GO): protein binding; RNA binding
Source: RefSeq, a predicted model, not a curated record
UGCGAGAGAAAAAGCUUUCGGAUUCAUAUUAUGAUGUCGAUUCACUCCCUCUUAUCAAACCUUUCUAAAGUUAAAGAACCACAAAAAUUUAUUUCUCCUUUCCAUUACAGAUAUUUCCAAUCCCACCAGAUUGGGAUAUUCAAAUACACAACAAACAUUCGAUCACUGGUUUCUGGUUCAAACCCAGCCCAAAUUUUUGCACAUCAUUUGUCAAAUUGUUCCAACUUGAGGGAACUAAAUCAAGUUUACGGCCAAAUUAUCCGAACAUAUAUGCUAGAAUUGUACCCUGGUGCAUUCCAAUGGAACAACAUUAUGAGAUCUUAUGUUAGGAGUGAAAUUCCAUCUGCCGCACUUCAAGUUUAUCUCAUGAUGUUGCGUUCUGGUAUCUUUCCCGAUCAUUAUACGAUUCCCAUUGUGUUAAAAGCUGCUUGUCGGCUUCUUGAUGUUGUAAACUGGCGGCAAUUCCAUUCAGUUGUUAUAAAGAAUGGGCUUGAAUCAAAUGAGUUUUGUGAAAGUGCUCUAAUUAGUUUGUAUUCCAAGGCGGGGGAAUUUGGAAUUGCACGCAAAGUGUUCGAACAAAAUGUUGAUAGAGAAUUGGGUUCCUGGAAUGCCAUUAUAGGAGCACUUGCUCAAGGAGGAAAUGCAAAAGAAGCUAUAAAUAUGUUCAUAAAACUACUGAAAGAAGGUUUUGCACCGGAUGAUGUUACCAUGGUUAGUGUAACUUCCGCCUGCGGAAGAUUAGGCAACUUGGAACUAGGUCUUCAGUUGCAUAAAUGUGUUUUUCAAGCGAGAACGUUAGAGAAAUCAGAUAUUUUGAUGUCGAAUUCUCUUGUAGACAUGUACGGGAAGUGUGGCAGAAUGGAUUUAGCACAUAAAGUUUUUGAAAGGGUAGUAUGUCGCAAUGUAUCUACGUGGACAUCGUUGAUAACAGGUUAUGCAAUGCAUGGGUGUGUAAGCGAAGCACUUGACUGUUUUCGUGACAUGAGAUUGGAUGGAGUUCCUCCUAAUAGUGUGACAUUCAUCGGAGUGUUUAGUGCUUGCGUUCAUGGAGGAUUGGUAAGUGAAGGAAAAAAUUACUUUGAUAUGAUGAAGCAAACUUACGGUAUUAAUCCUAGGAUACAACAUUAUGGUGUAAUGGUUGAUCUAUUGGGACGAGCUGGAUUGAUAGACGAAGCUAAAGUGAUGGUUGAGAAAAUGCCUAUGAAGGCAAAUGCUGUAAUAUGGGGAGCAUUAAUGGGAGCUUGUGAGAAAUAUGGAAACGUGGAAAUGGGAGAAUAUGUAGCAAAGAAAUUAGAAGAAUUAGAACCAUGGAAUGAUGGAGCUUAUGUUGUGUUAUCAAAUAUUUAUGCAGGAGUCGGUUUAUGGAAAGAAGUUGCUAGAGUGAGAGAGAUGAUGAAGAAAAAAAGAAUUGAAAAGAUUCCUGGUUACAGCUCCGUUUAACUGAUUAUCCUGUUAGAAGAAUAACAGUGUUUUUUCAAUUUUUUGAGGUAUCAAAAGCACAAUGUUCAAAGCGAGGUUGUUGAUGAACACUAAAGAUAGUUGGGUUGUUAUAAUUAGCUACAUAAGAUCAAUCAGAAUGAUGCAGCUGAAAUUUCGACCUAAAAAGAAAGUAGCUGAGAACCAACUGAACUGGAUGCAGGAAUCCGCAACAGAACCAUAGGUUUGAAUUCACCCCAUGUACAAGUAAAUUGUUGCAUCACCUCCCUCGUUCAGGUACAAGUGAGGGUUCACGACUCACCCGCAUGCUAAACCAAAUGGAAUAAAACACGGUGAUACAGUCAGAAAUAUACUAACAAAAGUUUGAGUCUUCAUCAGGUGGAAAUGCAGUAAUAUGUUGAUGGAAAAAAUGAAUCUACUUGAAAGGUCAUAGCUGAUGCAGAUUGAGCUUCUACUACAGUAACCUCGGCAUCUGCUUCUCCGAUAUUUAUUCUUUGAGGUGCAUCCGAUAAGAGUGCAUGUGCCAUCCAUCCUAUGUUAUUUGAUAUAUUCUUCAGGAAAUCUAUAGUUAUCUUGACAUCAGCAUCUGUAUCAACUUCUGCCAGGUCAUAGCUGAUGCAGAUUGAGCUUCUACUACAGUAACCUCGGCAUCUGCUUCUCCGAUAUUUGAGUUUGAGCUUGUGCCAUCCUCACGUUCCUGGGCAUUUGAGUAUUCUGGAACAGCAUGACUUCACAAGUGUCUGUAGAUUCCAUUUAAGUUUGGUAUGUCUGGGAAUGAAUCAUUAAAUAAGAGGAUGAAUGUCAGUAGGAUGGCGUCUAUAAUCCAAUUCUAUUACUGGUGAUUGGUAGCUAUAAUUCUUGUCACAAGGAAUAUCGUCAAUGUCAGUUAGUGGCUUAGGCAGUCAGCCCCAGUUACUGCCUUAACUAAGUGCUCCCAUUUGCGUGACUUGAAUGUUACCUUGCACAUUAGUUCUAAUUCAGCUUGUAAAUCUUAU